GCACAAUGCCACUUCGGAGCAAAUUGCACGCGCGCACGCAUGCAUGCGACAUCGCCAAAAAGCCGUUGCUUGUUGCUUGCUUGCUUCUUGUGAGUGCAAACGCCACACACAAUCACACAACAAGCAACCAGCCAUCCAUUGCCCAUGCCAUUUACCAACCACACCGCCAACAAGGACGACUGCCCCAAACAUCAGCACCAACACAUUAUCAUCAUCAGCACCCACUCGAAGUCAACAGGAAGAAGACACACGUACACACAAACACAUUCACACGCCGCACUGCAUCAAACACAAUAAUGACAAUGUCAUCGGCACGGCUACUGGCGUGCCUGCUUGUGGCUAGCCUGGCUGUCGCAGGCGUGCACAGCAGUGAAGAAGCAGCACACUCCGCAGAGGUCAUCUUCCACUACUGCGCCGACAAUUGCCCCUCCAUGAACGAAACCCACCUGGCCGAUGUCGAUCUGCAGGCCAUCAUUAACACCAUCCAUGCAGUGGCCGAAGAUCGCCAGGAUUACGUCCUUGGCAUCACCGACGGCGACCACCACGACGACCACGACCAUGACGAAGAAGACAUGCCAGAAGCGUUUGCGCCGGCCUGUUGGAAUGGGACUGACAUCGUGAACGUGCUCGGCGUGGCACGCGUGACCACCGACGCCAUCGACAGGGCAUCUGCGUACAUGCUAUUGGCGUCCAUCAACAGCACGACAAACUGCUCCUCCUCUCUCACGGAUACCUUCCUCUCCUACGCGCCCCCGGAAUCGGGCACGAUCGAUGAACAAAUCCGUUCAGCCACAACGUCCAUCUACUCGCUGCUUGGGCUCGAGCCCUCCAAGCACAUCUCCAAGGAAAGUGACGGGCAUGCACAUGACCAUGCAGAGGAGGAAGAGGGUGAUGUCCACGAUCACGUGGAUGAUGGUCACGAUGACCAUGAGGGCGAAGACAACCACGAAGAUGAUCAUGAAGACGAAGGCACCCACGAGGAGCACAUGGAGGCCGAGUGCGUGCCUGUGGACGAGCUUGUGAUGAACGCAACCGCAGCCACAUCGACACUGCAGGAGCGGGUGGCCUUCAUCUCCACACACAUUGUCGCCAUGGCGCUGGGUGACCACUGCUUCCUCCCCAAGCGCCACAACCACACGGCGUUUGUCGAAGCCGUGUUUGCCACAUUUGCCGGCACGGACGGUCUGAUGGACGCCGAUGAGAUGCUCGUCCUCUACACGGACCUUGGUCUCACAGGCUCAGCGUCUGCAGAUUCGCACGACGGUCACGCCCACGCUCGCCGUCGCCGCGCCACAAAAACCACCUCUUCCGUGCCGUGCCUGCAGCCGUCUGAGCUGGCAGCGGUGUUUGGCUACAACCUCCCCGUCACAGAGGACGAGUUUGCCACGCUCGCAGUCGCAGUCGUGGCGAUGGUUGAUGGCGAGCACGUGCUGAUUUUCAUGAUGUCGAUGGCGGUUGCGUCGCUGUUCAGCGAUGCCAUUCUUCAUCUCAUCCCCCACUCCUUUGGACUCCACGCGCACGAAGAAACAGGCGCGCAUGCACACGAGGAGGAGGGUGACCCCUACGAAUUCAUCUGGAAGGGCUGCCUUGUGCUGGUUGGCUUCUACGUGUUCUUCAUGCUUGAGGUGGCCAUUGCCAAGCUGAUUGGCGGCAUUGCACACGAGCACCACCAGGGCCGCCACCACGAAGACUCCCCACACGGCUCCCCAGAGCCAUCGCAGCGCAUGUCUUCGAUUGGUGACGCGCUGACCGCUAGUGAGGAGACGAGCUUCAAUGACAAGUCCACCGAUGCCAUCCUGCCCAUGAACGGCCACAACCACAGCACGCAAGCCAGUGAGAAGCCACACAACACCAGUGGACACGAGGACCACCAUCAUCAUCACCACCACCACGGCACACAGAGGUCAACCGGCUGGCUCAUUCUCCUUGGCGAUGCCAUCCACAACUUUGUGGACGGGCUUGCGCUGGGCACUGCGUUCUCUGCCAGCACGACUGUGGGCAUCAGCACCACCAUUGCCAUUCUUCUGCAUGAAGUGCCACACGAAAUUGGCGACUUUGCGGUGCUGCUGGACUCUGGGUUCUCGGUGAAGCGAGCGCUGGUGUACAAUUUCUUCUCGCAGAUGACGGCGAUCCUGGGCGGCGUUAUCGGCACCGCCGCGUCGGCAACAGAGGAGGUGCAGCAGUGGAUCUUGGCGGCUGGCGCAGGCCUCUUCCUGUAUGUUGCGCUGUCCGACAUCACCCCACAUGUGCUCCACUACAUCAUCAGCGCAGCGUCCUUCAAGAAAGCGCUGCUGCUUGCCAACGGCGGGUUUGCUGUCGGCUUCCUCGUGAUCAUUCUCCUCGCCCGUUAUGAGGAAGACAUUACUUUGUAGUUUCUGCGUUUGCUCCCCUUUAGGUUCCAGUCUUUUUUUUUUUUCCCCUUGCCGUGAAGACGUGUGUGAGGGCGUGGGGGCACUUGAGGAGAGAGACAGACAGGGGUGAGAGUGUUGUUGUUGUGUACGUGAGUGUGGGUGGGUGUGUAAUGUAUCAGUAUCACGCACAACUGAUGUUUGUUGCAGUGUGCCACGCCUGUUGCUUGCUUGCCU
This is a messenger RNA of Salpingoeca rosetta, 2585 nucleotides long. Its product is annotated as SLC39A4 protein. Gene Ontology annotation, biological process: intracellular zinc ion homeostasis; zinc ion import across plasma membrane. The record is from RefSeq and is a predicted model, not a curated record. Bases 6 to 2372 code for a protein of 788 amino acids. Gene Ontology annotation, cellular component: membrane. Lineage: Eukaryota; Choanoflagellata; Craspedida; Salpingoecidae. The transcript is spliced from 10 exons. Gene Ontology annotation, molecular function: zinc ion transmembrane transporter activity.